Ruditapes philippinarum (Manila clam) is the source of this 1350-nucleotide messenger RNA. RefSeq lists its product as uncharacterized. Lineage: Eukaryota; Metazoa; Mollusca; Bivalvia; Venerida; Veneridae. The record is from RefSeq and is a predicted model, not a curated record. The coding region runs from base 1 to 1350 and encodes 449 amino acids. The transcript has a single exon.
AUGGCAGAGCCUGGACAUAAACAGUCUGAUUUAAGUGAAUCAGUUUUAAAGAGUUCAGCAGAGGAUUUUGAUCACAAAUGUGUGCCUUGUCUGUCAUCUGAUAAACAAAUUGUUGAAGCAACUGGAUUUUGUGUGACAUGUCAGGAGUUUCUGUGCAGAGAAUGCUUCAACUUUCAUAAAAAGACGAAAGUUCUUAAGCAUCAUGAACUGCUUGAUGGAGGAAACAUGCCGAGGGGCAGUCCUCCUUACACGAAGGAACAUAUUAGAUCUAUACCGGAGAUUUUCACACAGAGAUGUUCUACACAUAAUAAUGAAUUUAUUAAGUUUUUCUGUCCCAUGCACGAGACUGUUGGCUGUACAGUCUGCAUGACCAUUGGUCAUAAAACUUGCAAAAUAGAUUAUAUACCUGAAAACUGUACAGGAAUUGCAGAGAGUGUAGAAUACAGCAACGUUAUACAGAAGUUGGACAAGAAAGUAAAAGAUACUGAUGCGGUUUUGAUAAAAGCAGGACAUAGGGACAAGUUUUUAGAUCUUCAAUAUGAUAACUUUAUCACUGAAGUAACAAAAUAUCGAAAAAGAAUUGACAAUCGAUUAGAUGAACUUCAAGAGAAAGUUAUUGAAAUUGCAGGAAAAAGGAGAUCCCAGGACAAAAAAGCCAUUGAAGAAGUAAUUGGUAAUUGUAAUGACACUUCGAGUGAAGCCAAAAAAACGCGGAGCAGUUUGCAAGACAACAAGGCAUCAAAGCAGAAUAUACAACUGUAUAUAAAUAUCAAACAAGCUGAAUCAAAUCUCAAAACAGAUAAUAUACAACAGGAUGAGCAAUCAUUAGAUAAAAUAAAUGUACAAUACAAGUUUCAACAUAAUGAGGACCUAGAAAAAAUGAUUGGUAACCUGAAUGCCUUUGGAAAAAUAAGUUUCCCGUCAAACCUUUCGAAUAAAGAAAUUUAUUCAAAUUGCCUGACAUAUGUUGAUAAAAUCAAUAUAAGAACUGAUUCCGACAAAGCUUUCUUCAAAUGUCACGUCAUAGGAUGUGCUGUGCUUAGCUCCAACAAAAUUGUCCUGAUUGAUAGUUUCCACAAUCAGAAGCUGAAAGUUGUAGAUACAGAUAGUAAGACUGUGAUAGAGGAGAAAGUGAUGGACGCACCUCCAGCUGGAAUCACAGCAAUACCAAAUGAUCAGAUAGCUGUGAUAAUUCCAAAGAAGGAAAAAAUAUUGAUAAUGUCAGUGUUGCAUAACUUUAUGUUGCAUCAUUAUUCUACACCAAUAUAUGACCCAGAUGGUUCAAUAGAUUUCUGUUUGCUUUUAAGGCCAUUUGUGCUAAAUGUCUUCUUCAUCAUUUCUGUGACGUAA